Messenger RNA from Cercopithifilaria johnstoni, 339 nucleotides. The record is from the annotation of a GenBank genome assembly. Lineage: Eukaryota; Metazoa; Nematoda; Chromadorea; Rhabditida; Onchocercidae.
AUGGAAGAGAAGGAUGGUGAAAAGAAGUUUAAUCUUCCAUAUCGAAGUAAAUUAACGGAACGUAUUGCGCCCGGUCAAACAUUAAUCAUCAAAGGGAAAACAUUGAAUACUGCAAAAAAGUUUGAUAUUGGAUUACAUCGUAACAGUACAGAUUAUACUGGCGAAGAUAUUCCAUUACAUAUUAGCGUAUCAUUUGAAAAAGGAAAGAUAUCAUUUAAUACAUUUUCAAAUAAUAAUUGGGGAAAGAAAGAGAAGCUAAAGUUACCAUUUAAAAAAGGGAAUGCAUUCGAUUUACGAAUUCGAGCACAUGAUCAUAAAUUCGUGAUCUAUUGCGAUGGU